UAUAGAAUACAAGAAUACUUGGCAGUUGGUUUUUAUCUUCCAAAUCUUAGUCUCUCUAAGGCUGUCCCUUCUUUUUGCUCUUACAUGUCUGACUGGAUUUCUUGCUCCUCCUUUCAUGGCUAGUUUGCUGAGGUGAAAUGAAAGAGGCCAGGAUUGUCAUUUCUUGCAAUAGUAAUAUUCCAUAAUUUUGUCCUGUCUUGUUAAGAUUACAAGUGCUGUCUUUUUCUAUCAUUGAAACAGAGGUCUGUUUUAACUCUGGAUGGACAGGUUUUUUUAGUCUAUAGAGUCUUCUAAUUCAUCACCAAAUACCUUAAGACUCAAAAUUGCUUUCUGGGUUCCACUUCUUUCUUUCAAAGUUUUUGACUUGAUCCCUCCUUUUAAUCUCUAAACUCAAAACAAAAGUACCCCAUUUGAGUUUAAUUUGGUUCUGUGUUAUUACAAGUUGUUUUGUUUCUAUGUUCUUCGAUGGGGUACGUUUAGUUCCGACAACUUUUUUGCCAAGUUGACAGCAGUUUUGUCUGUUAAAAGACAGUUCCUUUUACAAACCACCUUGUUGGGUUUGCUUGCUUUUCAUUUUUUCUUUCUUUCUUCAUUGUUCUCAAAUUAUAGGAAUUCAAUGAUUGAAAGAUUCAAGUUUUAGAUCCAUGCUUUUGAAUUGGAGUCAUGAAAUGGGCAAAUUCUUUUGUAGUUUGAUUGACGACCAAGAAUUUUUUUUGUUCAUGAGGCUCUUGUUUUGCAAGAUCCAUUGUCCUUUCAUUUGCUUCUGCAAGCCCUCUCCUAGAAUAUACGGACCAGCACCACUGAAAUUGGAAAACAGCCCUCAUGUUCCUUCAACUGCAGUUAUAUCAGUUGUUGAUGCCUCCUGUGAUGAUGAUCAUGUGCUCAAUGAUUCCGUUGAGGUGAAAGAAGGGAGUGUAGGUGUUGAUGGGAAACAAUCACAGGCUCAGAAUGAUGAUCAUGUGCUCAAUGAUUCCGUUGAGGUGAAAAAAGGGAGUGUAGGUGUUGAUGGGAAACAAUCACAGGCUCAGAAUGGCCUCAGAAGUAGUCUUAAAAAGGCAGAUUUUGAUUCGAAAGAGGUUGAUAAGAAGAAAGUGCGGUGGAUGGAUUUCUUAGGGAAGGAACUUGUUGAGAUCAGAGAAUUUGAGUCCAGCGAAACAGAAGAUAGUGACAGUGAAGAUCAGAGCAAUAGAGGCUGUGUUUGUACAAUUCUUUGACAUCUAUUUAACAACAUGCUUCUUGUUCAAGCUUCUGUAGUGACUCCAACAAUCAAAGAUGAAAAGAAUUUGUGGCUCCCCUCGGAGAAUCUGCAGUGGAGUUAGAUCAGGUUCCCAUUUAUUCAAUUCCGCUGAAUCAACUCUCAAAUCAAAAGAUAUCCAAGAGAGACGUCAGUAUAUACUUUAUAUGAAAUGGGAAAAUAUUGUCUCUCUUUCAAUUCUUUUACAAUGUAAUGGCUCAUUCAUUUAGCAAUUAUGAAAUUACAUACAAGUUCACAAUCUAACUCCUGUUAAGUCACUUUUUACGAGAUUGGACCCUUAUCAUCAUGCUAGAUUCAUGAUUCCCUCAAUGGCUGUCAUAAAACUAUUAAUAGUAUUGUAGCAUGUUUCUGCAUGAUAUACGCUACUUCCUUCUCCAGAAAAUUACGGGAGUGUGGUUAGAGUGGGUCAA
Molecule: messenger RNA, 1665 nt
Organism: Populus nigra (black poplar)
Lineage: Eukaryota; Viridiplantae; Streptophyta; Magnoliopsida; Malpighiales; Salicaceae
Exons: 2
Coding region: 645-1214 (189 amino acids)
Source: RefSeq, a predicted model, not a curated record